Capsicum annuum is the source of this 1321-nucleotide messenger RNA. Its product is annotated as PXMP2/4 family protein 4. The transcript is spliced from 4 exons. NCBI's taxonomy places the organism in Eukaryota, Viridiplantae, Streptophyta, Magnoliopsida, Solanales, Solanaceae. Bases 183 to 953 code for a protein of 256 amino acids. The record is from RefSeq and is a predicted model, not a curated record. Gene Ontology annotation, cellular component: cytoplasm; membrane.
GAGCAGCAUUGUUAAUAGGAGUGUACACGUGGAUGGAAAUUAGGCAAGUAAACCACAUUUGAUUGUCUUGUACACUUUGCUCCUAUUUAUUGGCGGCUGAAAGUUGUGAAGCAGUCCGUCCAACUUCUGUGUGUUCCGACUGACAAGUAAAAGACCUGGGUUUUCUCCAUUUUUCCAAAAAGAUGUGUGCUUUUUUCCUCAGAAAUGGUUGUAAAACCCACCAUUCAUUGCACCAUCUAUGGAGAAGACCUUCCAUUGAACAUUGGAACAUCAAGAACCAUAUUGUUCAACAUUCUAAAGUUUAUUCACGAUUGCCUCAUUCUUCUUACAGGAAAACUAAGGAGCUUGAGUUGUCAAAUCCCAGUUUUCUUGCUUCCUUUUCUGGGGUUUCCUCUUCUUCUGCUUCCAAAGUUGGCUUAGUGGGAUGGUACUUGCAAAUGCUCAACUCCAGACCCAUUCUCACCAAGAGUAUCACUUGCUGCCUUAUUCUUACCGCCGCUGAUUUUUCCUCUCAGACAAUUGCUGGGUCAUUGAUGGAGCAGUAUGAUCUCACACGAACAUUGCGGAUGGCUGGCUAUGGGGCGCUAAUUGUUGGACCUUCUCUUCAUUUCUGGUUCAAUUUUCUGUCAAGGAGCCUUCCAAAGCGUGAUGUUAUCACAACAUUUAAAAAAAUAGCUUUGGGACAGACAAUUUAUGGCCCUGCAGUCAACUCUAUUUUCUUCUCCAUGAAUGCUGCAGCACAAGGUGAAAGUAGUUCAGAGAUUGUUGCCCGACUCAAGCGUGAUUUGGUUCCCACUGUUGUCAAUGGUCUUAUGUACUGGCCAAUAUGUGAUUUCAUUACAUUCAAGUUUGUUCCUGUUCAUUUACAGCCGCUCGUGAGCAACACAUUUUCGUACGUAUGGAAUGUGUACCUGACCUACAUGGCAAGCCAACAAAAAGUCUCUACCGUAUAAGCAGCUGUAUCAUGUCUUCUCUGCUAACGAUUCAUAUAAUCUUCUUGCUAACAAUCUGGGUUGAGCCUGGAGGCAUGACUUUGGAGUGAUUUCAUCGCGGUGACAUGCUAGUUGGUGAAGCAGAACUUCAGCAGAAGCACAGAGGCCAUUGAAUGUGUCAUUUAAGAGAUUUGUCGGACCAUCAUGGUUCUUUUUUUUAAUAUCCUAGUUCUAGUUACAGAAUUCGCAUAUUAAAUUAUCAGCUUUCCUAAAAGAGCAGGCAUAGAUUAAAUUUUGAAGAUUUUGCAAUUGUAUCCUCCUCACUUUUUUGGAAUAGAAGGACCAUAUAUCACAAUUUAUUAAUAUACCACCUUGUUUUGAAUAUCAAA